Molecule: messenger RNA, 1660 nt
Organism: Diprion similis
Lineage: Eukaryota; Metazoa; Arthropoda; Insecta; Hymenoptera; Diprionidae
Exons: 8
Coding region: 146-1348 (400 amino acids)
Source: RefSeq, a predicted model, not a curated record
UGGAAUUAACCACAGUCCUUGGCCAAUCAGAAUCGAGCACAGCUACAUUUGAAUUACGGCGUUCGAUUGCAACGAACUUUUCUCGCAUUUCGUAACGCUGUCAUUUUGUGGUUAAAAUGAUUACCGGAGAUGGUUUUGUGCUGGAAUGCAUGAUUUUUGCAAGUUGAAUAUCGUAGAUAAAAUUUUGCUACUAAUCAGAAUGAUCUGGGAAAUGAUGCUUGUAUUUUAUGUCGCUUCACGAAGCAUCGCAUUCGAUGCUGGCCUGGCGCUGAAAGAGAUUGGCGAAAAAGAAUAUCUCUUAAUAAAAGCUAAAUCAACUUUACCGCAACAUGGAAAAUGCUGGCACGAUGCGCUUAAGGACAUUAAAGCUAGCUGCGACAAUUUAAAUGACAGAGAACAUUCUCUGCUUGCACUACGAUUGACUAAUUGUUUUCUCGAAGACUCUGGUCAUGUCACUUAUGACUGCUUUCUCAACGACGAAGAGGCUGAUCGACGAAAAUGCAUACACAAUAUGUCUGACCGAGCGUUUGGUGCUUACAACGCAUUCUUUACCCAGACGACAAACAUUUGCUACUUUUUGAAUCAAGAGGUGUGGCAAUCUGAAACUGACCAAACCAUAAAGCAGUUGUAUCGCGCCUCGUCACGCAUGAAUCAACAACUGCUCGAAGCUUCAGCAAUGCAAAGCGCCAUGCUGGAGAGUCAAAGAGAAGGAUUAAUGCUGCAAAAUGAACUUCUGCAUCACGGACAACAAUUAGGCACCGUUAUAAAGUCAUCGGCUGAAACUGUUAACAGUAUGGUAUCGGAUUUCAGAGAAAAUGCAAGUGAACAGAGAGAACUCUUGCACCAAAUCUUCUCCCACGUUCAUGUUUUUCAAAAUUGGAUUGUUGGCGAAGUUUCGUGGUUUCAGUCUAUAAUAUUUUACACAGUUGGCUGUAUUUUAUGCGGGUUAUUUACAUCUUCUAAAAGAACUGCUGAUGCCAGGAUUACCGUGUUUGUUGCACUGAGCUUGAAUGUUGUUGUGGAACGAAUGUUAGUACAAUAUUACAACAAGGGGAAUUCAGAUGAUGCCAAGAUUGAACUCUCCCACAUUACGUGGAUAUUUCGCAAGAUUGUUUUAACAUUUUGCAUAGUCACUUUGAUUUUUACUUCCUGUCUGUACAGAGACGAACAAUUGGAAAAUUCCAAAACUCUCAAACGAAUCGAAUAUCAGUUGGAAUCUUUGCAUGAAUUGAAAAAACCUGUUCGCUUUUCAAGAAGGCUGGCGAUACGACGGCAGCAAGAGUCACGAGAAUCGGAAGAACUGAGGUUGGACAGUUCAAGGAGUAGCAGGCAUCUAAAAGAUGGCUGAAUUAUCGGCACAAACGUAUCAAUGAUUCAUUCAUGAAUUUACAAUUCAAAUUUGUACAUAAUUUCAAAGCAACAGGGCUACCCUUCAAGUCGCGACAUGUUUUAUGUUGUAGACUAGCAACUGGAGACAGGAGUAUCUGAUUUAAUGUACCUUGUUUUUAUUGUAUGUUAUAUCACACGUACAGCCUUACAAUUGUGCCUGAUAUGAAAUUAUACAUUUACAUAAAAAGACUGAAAGGCCGGAAUAUAAGAAUUUGUAGACAAUUGGCAAGACUCGGUUUUGAAAAUCGAAAACAAUAAGAAAAUAAUUUAU